Molecule: messenger RNA, 735 nt
Organism: Rotaria sordida
Lineage: Eukaryota; Metazoa; Rotifera; Eurotatoria; Philodinida; Philodinidae
Source: the annotation of a GenBank genome assembly
AUGGUCACUACAUCAGUUGAAGAAAUAUUUGUUCAUGAUAUUGAUGAGUACAUCGAAUUAAAUGCUGGGAAAAAUGUACUGUGCGUAACAGAAGAACAUCCAUUCUACAUCGGUAAUGGUAACUUUUGUGCACUUAGAAAGCUUCGCAUCAACGAUUGCAUCUACAAUUUGGUCGAUGGCUGUCUUCAAACAAAGCCAAUCAUAAGCAAGAAAACUAUUGUUGCUCCAGCGACACGUGUCUACAACUUGCGUACUACCAAGCCGCACACAUAUUUUGCCAAUGGUGUUGCUGUUCAUAAUAAGUUAGGUCUAUAUUUUGUCGAUGCGAGCGAUACUGGUGGUCUCAAACGUCAUGAAUGGGGUUCCGAUUGUCCUGAUUUGCACUCAGCGAAUCAUGGCCUUUGUCUUGAGGCUCUGUGUACCAAUACACAUUGUGAAGCCUAUCAAAAGACAGUAAUUAUUAAUAUCGGAUUUGGACAAUUCGAUCUUGUUGGUGGCACCAAAGCUAAUGUAUCGAAGUGCCCAACAUGUGAUCACUAUGCCAAACCGAAAACAUGUGCUUUUAACAAUUGUAAAUGGCGAUGGUGGGGUAUAAAGCAACCUCAAGAUGGCCAACCACCCAAACGAAUUUCGGCAGACUGGAAAGUUGCUGACAAUGCCUAUCAUCGAUUCAACGAAGAUGAAAAUGGAUUAUCUCGAUGGCGGAAAUUAGUUUUCGAAGCUCAAAAGAACUGA